GAGAUGUCAAAUGGCAUCGAUUGAAAAUGUUCGAUAUAUCGCGGCUUUCUUGUUUGGGUGUCUUUUGCUUCCCUAAAGUAUUUUUUCUUUUAUAAAAUGCACAAUAUCUUCAAACAGUGAUCUUUUUCAAAAACCAAAAGGAUAGAUUGCAAAAAUUUAGAAGUAAUUCGCGAAAAAUCUCAUUCAGAGACUAUAAAUUGAUAGGAAAACACCGUUACAGAAUAUCGUAUUAGAUAUUUGAAAAAUAUCGAUUGUUUUGGGAAUUGUCUGUGGAUUUUCGCUUGUCAUUGUGGGGCACUUGAAAAAUAUUUGUGCAUUUCCUCGUGAUUUACUCCAAAAAUCCGCCCCCAAGUUCAAAAUUCUUCACCCAGGGAGUGUUAAUACCUGGAAGAGUGAAAGAUAUAGUGAUAAACUGUGCAAGAUGACGACUAAUAUUGUUUUUAGUCCCACCCUCACCAAAUCGGAUCCACAUGAUCAUCCUGUCUUAGUCGUUGGGCAGCUGCCACACCUCUCUGCCCUAUCUUUUGACGAUUUGAGAAUGAAGCUGGAGCCACGAGUGACUUCUGAGACAUUUGCCAAUGCCCUGGCUUGUCUCCAUCCAUCACCAACUGACACUUGUCCCCUUUACUUGGAUCUGGCCACCUUGGCAGCAUUGCCACUCAAGUGCUCCAGACACAAUACGAACAGUCGGGCUCAUUCUAUCACCAAACUCGUAAGUACCAAUGUGACUGGGGUCAAUGAGAGUAUCGUUAUUGUGUGCGAGAAGAAGGAUUUAUUCGCGAGUGCAUGUGCAGUUGUCCGGGCUUUUCCUCUGUUCUCCCGGAAGAACCGGCGAGGCACCACGCCUCCGGUCACGGUGAAUGUGGAAUUUAUCCUGAUGGAAGGGGAAAAGAUUCUGCUGGAACCUCUGUCUCAACCAGAGAUUUCUUGCAUUGAAAGCGUCGCAAGGGGAAUUCGCCUGGCGGCUAAGAUUGUGGACACUCCCUGCAACGAGAUGAAUGUCUCCCACUUCCUGGAGGAGGUGCAGACCGUUGCAGGGGAAGUUGGCCUUACGCCAGUCAUAAUUCGCGGUGAAGAUCUUGAAGCUCAUGGCUUUGGAGGGAUUUAUGGUGUUGGAAAGGCAGCUGCUGUACCUCCAGCACUCUGUGUUCUGUCUCAUGAGCCCGCUGGGGCUACCAAGACCAUUGCUUGGGUGGGAAAGGGGAUUGUCUAUGACACCGGUGGCCUCAGUAUCAAGGGAAAAACUGCCAUGCCGGGCAUGAAGCGCGAUUGUGGAGGCGCUGCAGCAAUUCUGGGAGCCUUCUAUGCUGCAGUUAAGAGUGGCUUUACAGAAAAUCUCCAUGCUGUCUUCUGCUUGGCCGAGAAUUCUGUAGGGCCCAAUGCUACACGUCCCGAUGAUAUCCACAAGCUCUAUUCUGGUCUCACAGUUGAGAUCAACAACACUGAUGCUGAAGGGCGUCUUGUACUGUCCGAUGGAGUAGCUUAUGCCAAGAAAGAUUUAAAGGCUGAGAUUAUCCUGGACAUGGCUACCCUUACCGGGGCUCAGGGAAUAGCAACCGGGAAGUAUCAUGGUGCCAUUCUAACGAAUAGUGAUCUAUGGGAACAGAAGGCAUUGGAUGCUGGAAGGAUUUCUGGAGAUUUAUUGUCUCCAGUUCCGUACUGCCCUGAACUGCACUUCUCAGAGUUCUCUUCGAGUGUUGCUGACAUGAAGAACUCCGUUGGUGAUCGCAACAAUGCCCAAGUGUCAUGUGCUGGGCUCUUCAUUGCAGCUCAUCUGGGAUUUGAUUAUUCCGGAUCCUGGCUUCACAUCGACAUGGCAUCGCCUGUUCACUGCGGUGAGAGAGCCACAGGAUAUGGCGUAGCUCUUUUGUGUUCCCUGUUUGGGAACUACACCACGUGUUCACUUCUUCAGCAAUUUGCUCCGAAUGUGACUGAACCUCCAUUAAAGAAGGUUUGCCUUUAAACUUUAAACCAUGAAAUACGAAAGACUGAAAACUGCAAUUUUAGAUGAUUUGUAUGUAGUUUCUGUCGCCAAUUUUACAAAUUAAAUAAAUAAUUAUCUUUUCAUGAAGAAAA
This is a messenger RNA of Phlebotomus papatasi, 2076 nucleotides long. It is a transcript of the gene grsm, whose product is annotated as probable aminopeptidase NPEPL1. NCBI's taxonomy places the organism in Eukaryota, Metazoa, Arthropoda, Insecta, Diptera, Psychodidae. Gene Ontology annotation, molecular function: manganese ion binding; metalloaminopeptidase activity. Bases 422 to 1963 code for a protein of 513 amino acids. Gene Ontology annotation, cellular component: cytoplasm. Gene Ontology annotation, biological process: proteolysis. The record is from RefSeq and is a predicted model, not a curated record. The transcript is spliced from 3 exons.